Bombina bombina (fire-bellied toad) is the source of this 871-nucleotide messenger RNA. It is a transcript of the gene COQ6, whose product is annotated as coenzyme Q6, monooxygenase. Gene Ontology annotation, cellular component: mitochondrion. Lineage: Eukaryota; Metazoa; Chordata; Amphibia; Anura; Bombinatoridae. Gene Ontology annotation, molecular function: oxidoreductase activity, acting on paired donors, with incorporation or reduction of molecular oxygen, NAD(P)H as one donor, and incorporation of one atom of oxygen; 2-octaprenyl-6-methoxyphenol hydroxylase activity; FAD binding. The record is from RefSeq and is a predicted model, not a curated record. Gene Ontology annotation, biological process: ubiquinone biosynthetic process.
CCACUCUGCAGUUGGACUCUUCUCCCUGAGUUUAUGAGGCCGCAGCUCUGGCGUCUCCCUGAUGACGUCAUAAACCAGUGACUGCAACUUCUACAGCACCUGGAUGGCGCUUCUUGUGCAUUAUUACCGAGCAGCUCUGACCAAGUUGCCGCAGCUGUAUUCUCGGGGGCUGCACGCUGAAACCCCUGUAGUUUAUGAUGUUGUGAUAGCUGGCGGUGGUAUGGUUGGGACAGCCAUGGCUUGUGCCUUGGGCAAUGACCCGCACUUACGUAACAAGCGAAUACUUCUUCUGGAAGCCGGGCACAGAAAACGGCUUGACCAUCUCCCUGCAAGCUUCAGUAACAGAGUGAGCGCGAUCAGCCCGGGCUCUGCCACGCUGCUAGCAAGUUUUGGUGUCUGGGAUCACAUCUCCAGCAUGCGACUGAAGCCUUAUAAGCGUAUGCAGGUGUGGGACGCUUGCUCUGAUGCUCUGAUCACGUUUGAUAAAGAUGACAUGGAUGACAUGGGUUAUAUUGUGGAAAAUGAUGUGAUUAUAGCGGCCCUAACUCGCCAGCUAGAAGCCAUGUCAGAUCGUGUGGAGGUUGUUUACCGGAGCAGGGCACAGGGGUAUGUCUGGCCCCCAGCUUACCACAGUACAGACAUAAGUCCUUGGGUACAAAUACAGCUGACGGAUGGACGGAGGCUGCAGACAAGACUUCUUAUCGGUGCAGAUGGCCAGAACUCUGUUGUACGAAGAGCAGCGGGAAUACAGAGUCUUGAGUGGAGCUGUAACCAGACAGCCGUUGUUGCAACGUUACAUCUGUCUGAGGCCACGGAUAACAACGUAGCCUGGCAGCGCUUCCUUCCUACGGGUCCCAUCGCUCUCCUGCCG